Formica exsecta is the source of this 2106-nucleotide messenger RNA. RefSeq names its product G-protein coupled receptor Mth2-like. Gene Ontology annotation, cellular component: membrane. The record is from RefSeq and is a predicted model, not a curated record. Lineage: Eukaryota; Metazoa; Arthropoda; Insecta; Hymenoptera; Formicidae. The transcript has 6 exons. Gene Ontology annotation, biological process: G protein-coupled receptor signaling pathway; cell surface receptor signaling pathway. The annotation marks the transcript as partial. Gene Ontology annotation, molecular function: G protein-coupled receptor activity.
UAUUGUGCGCUUUGUCUUCUCGUCGCUUCGUCAUCGAAUCCUCAGCAAAAUUUCACAGACAAUAAAGAGAAAAAUAAUAAUUUGACAGUACGAUAUGAGAUAGACGCGAAUCCUACGACAAACUAUGGCAACAAAAUGAAAACGCUGCCAUAUGAUUUGUACAAAAAGUCUACCAAUAAUACGCAAUAUGAAGAUAUGCAAUAUGAAUCUCGCAUCAUUUCCAGCAACGAUCGCGAAGAUGAUGAUUCGAUACAGUUCAAACUCGAUACGCACUCCAUACAAAAUCAUGAAGGUGAUAAACAAAUUCGGAUGGAAUCUAGCACGAAUUCAACAAAUGGCAACCAUAAAAGAAAUUUUACGACACAGGAAAUUUAUGAAAACUUGAUGAGAAUUGAAGAGAAAAAUGAUUCUACAUCGUACGAGUUCUCAGGAAAUUUCAGUAAAGAUAGCAAUAUAAAAAUCGUCGUUUCAUACGAAAUGUGCUUCAAUAUUACUUGCAUUCAGCUAUGCUGUCCUCUCGGCGAUCGUCUGGUUGAUAAUGAAUGCCUCUCUGAAGGAAAUAAAUACUUCUUCCCGAACGUGUACGGAUACACGAACGAUUCGUUGCAAAGCGAAAAUAAGACGGUGAAUGAAUUGUUUCAGCUUGUCGUCUACGAUCCGUGCCAGAAUAAAGACCGGUUUUCCGAUGAUUAUCAGUAUGAUUUCAUGUUCUUUGCCAAUGGUUCUCUCUAUUUACCUUAUUAUAAAAUAUUUGUCAAAUCGACAUCAUAUUGUCUUGCCAUCGUGGAUGGGGAUAAGUACGAAGCGAUUAUCUGCUCAGAGACUUGUGACAAUAUCUUUAUUACGACAACCGAUAAUGACAUUUCGUCGAUUGAAGACGAUGACAUGUAUGAUUUUGACGAUGAUGAAGACGAUGUCAAUGAUCUCGAUGAUAUCAUAAAUAUAAGUUUUCGUAUAAUGUCUAUGUCAUUUUUGGUGCCAAUAUUUCUGAUAUAUUCCAUAUUGCCAGAGCUACGAAACGUACACGGCUUCUUAUUGCGCAAUUACAGCGGUGCAUUGUUUGUCACAAAUACAAUUUAUAUUGUGAAUAUUCUAAUAAUUGGUGAAGCGGAUGCUGUACAUUAUACAGUCUGUAUUACAGUCGCUUUUUUUAGCUAUUUUUGUUAUUUGGCAAGCUUGUUCUGGCUAAGUAUAAUGAGUUUCGACAUGUGGUGGACAUUUAGGAGAUUCUGUUCCUUACAAAGAAACGUAAGACAACGAGAAAAAAGAAAGUUGGUGUUUUAUACGAUUUAUGCGUGGGGUUUACCCUUCAUUUUCGCUAUUAUCAGUGUCAUUCUGGAUUCUGUUUCCGAAUAUUUGCCGGAGAUUUUGCGACCGGGAUUUCGCGAAGGAAAUUGCUGGUUCGCUGAGAAUAAAUCGUUGACGUUGUAUUUUUACGGCUUCAAAAGUAUUUGCAUCAUUAGUAGCAUUUUCUUAUCCAUUUCUACGGCAUUGAAGAUCGCACGCUACGAAAAAGAAACAGGCAAUCUUUUGACUUUGGAAAGCAGGAGAUAUAAUGACAAUAAGAAAUGGUUCAAUCUGAAACUAUUUAUCCUGCUGUUUAUCAUAAUGGGAAUACAAUGGUUCAUGACGACAGCGUACUUAUUGAUUGAAAAUAUAUCGUUGUUGUAUUUUCUCAUAUAUGCUAUGAAUUUGGCGGACAUAAUGCAGAAUCUCUGCACCUUUAUUAUAUUUGUGUGGAAAAAGAAUAUUAAGCGGAUGUUAUUGAAGCGAUUCGGCGGCGGUUUGUUCCCAGAAGAUUGAAGCGCAACAAAUGCAACAUUGUCGAGUAUUUCGACGUGCACCAUUAUGUCAAAAAAAAUGUCUAUGCAGAAAAAGAUAAAUUAUGCGAACAAAAAAUAUGUCACAAGAAAGAUUCGUUCGGUGGGAUUGAACUUUAAUGUUACAAUGUGCAAAAAAAGUUUUAUCGCGGAACCAAAUCACCACACACGCACGCACAUGAACACGCAAUCUCCUGUGUUGAGAACAAAUAACCCAUUAAAUCGCAGAUCAUUUUACCAAUAUCAGAAGUCUGAAUUUUCGGCACAAUAUAUUCCGGAAUAUUGA